Diaporthe citri is the source of this 1029-nucleotide messenger RNA. RefSeq lists its product as uncharacterized. Bases 1 to 1029 code for a protein of 342 amino acids. The record is from RefSeq and is a predicted model, not a curated record. Gene Ontology annotation, cellular component: cytoplasm. Lineage: Eukaryota; Fungi; Ascomycota; Sordariomycetes; Diaporthales; Diaporthaceae. The transcript has a single exon.
AUGGCCCCCAAACUCCCAACCCGCAAGCUGGGCAAGAAUGGCCCUGAAGUCACCGCCCUCGGGUAUGGUACAAUGGGCCUAUCAGCCUUCUACGGCAAGCCCAAGCCGGAUGAGGAGCGCUAUGCGGUGCUGGACCACGUCUACGAAUCAGGCUGCCUGAACUGGGACACGGCCGACAUGUACCAGGACAGCGAGGACCUCCUGGGGCGCUGGUUCAAGCGCAACCCAGGCAAGCGCGAGAACAUCUUUUUGGCCACCAAGUUCGCCAACUACGUCGACCCCAAGACGGGCGAGCGCAGCGUGCGCAACGAGCCAGAGUACAUCCAGCAGGCCAUCGACAAGUCGCUCAAGCGCCUCGGCCUGCCGUACGUCGACCUGUACUACUGCCACCGCCUGGACGCCAACCAGCCCAUCGAGACGACGGUGGCCGCGAUGAAGAAGCUGCAGGACGCCGGCAAGGUGCGCUACCUCGGCCUGAGCGAGUGCAGCGCCGAGAGCCUGCGCCGCGCCUGCAAGGUCGCGCACAUCGACGCGGUGCAGGUUGAGUACUCGCCCUUCUCGCUCGAGAUCGAGUCCCCCGAGAUCGACCUGCUCCGCGCAUGCCGUGAGCUGGGCGUCGCCACGGUUGCGUACUCACCGCUCGGCCGAGGUUUCCUUACGGGCAGCAUCCGCUCUCCGGAUGAUUUUGAGGAGGGAGAUUUCCGCUCGUUCGCCCCGCGUUUCUCCAAGGACAACUUCCACAAGAACCUCGAGCUCGUCGACAGCAUCAAGGCAGUUGCCGACAGCAAGGGUUGCACGCCAUCGCAGCUCGUGCUGGCUUGGCUGAUGGCGCAGGGGGACGACAUCAUCCCCAUCCCCGGAACGACACGGAUCCCGAACUUUGACGACAACAUCGGCGCGUUGAAGGUUAAGAUCUCGAAGGAGGAGGAGCAGAAGAUCCGGGCGGCUAUAGAGAACGCCGAGGUCAAGGGUGGAAGAUAUCCCGAGGCCUUCUCCAACUCGUUGUAUGUUACGACGAAGCCGUUGUAA